Aureococcus anophagefferens is the source of this 336-nucleotide messenger RNA. RefSeq lists its product as hypothetical. The transcript has a single exon. Gene Ontology annotation, molecular function: protein binding. NCBI's taxonomy places the organism in Eukaryota, Pelagophyceae, Pelagomonadales, Pelagomonadaceae. The record is from RefSeq and is a predicted model, not a curated record. The annotation marks the transcript as partial.
GCGCGCGCGCACGUGAAGUUGAAGGACUACGGCGCGGCCGAAGAGGCGUGCGGCGCGGCGCUCCGCGUCGCCGGCGACGACGUCGACGUGCUCUUGGUGCUGGCCGAAGCGCACACGGGCGGCGAGCAGUUCGACGCCGCCGUGCGCACCGCGACGCGCGCGCAGGAGCUCCGCGACGACGACGCGACCCGGAACGCGCGCGCCAAGGCCGAGGCCGCGCUGAAGCAGUCCAAGGAGGUCAACUUCUACAAGGUGCUCGGCGUCGCCCGCGACGCGUCGAGCCGCGAGAUCAAGAAGGCCUACCGCGACGCCGCGCUCAAGUACCACCCGGACAAG